Molecule: messenger RNA, 3441 nt
Organism: Penicillium odoratum
Lineage: Eukaryota; Fungi; Ascomycota; Eurotiomycetes; Eurotiales; Aspergillaceae
Exons: 2
Coding region: 1-3441 (1146 amino acids)
Biological process (GO): protein localization to plasma membrane
Cellular component (GO): plasma membrane
Source: RefSeq, a predicted model, not a curated record
AUGGAGUCUGUACGCCAGUCCUGUCGGCCCAAGCACCAGGUCUUGACGCUCAAGUGCUAUCCCCGAUACCAAAAAGGCGUGGCGGAGGUCAAACCGAACCCAAGUGAACUUUCAUAUCUGCUCUAUUAUGCGAGUACACGUCGCAGUAAGCUGACCAAGGUUGGCGCCUUUCUGGAAAAGAGAGUGGCCAAAGAUGUCUGGCGUCGCCGAUUAGGAAAUGUUCAGGUCGCGCUCCAUAUCAUAUCUGGUCUCAUCGAAAAAGUUCCUCGCGAUCUUCCUAUCUACGUGGGUUCCGUUUUGACUGUCAUCGAAACCGUUUUACGAUCAAAUGACAUCUCCAUGGUCGAGGACUCGAUCGCCACCUUUGAGACCUUCUGCCGACAUCAGGAUAUCGCAAUCAUUUCAGCCGAGCAGGGAAUUGCCCAGAAGUACCGAGAAGUCGUUCGCCUUUACGCAAGCUUCGCCGAUCCAUCCUCAGACUCGUACUCCCCCGCAAAAGUCAGCCCACCGGUUUCGAUUCGAUGGAGAAACGCAGGACUCCGCGCGAUCAAGAGCAUAGUUAGCUCGGAAACUCUUGCCGUCGACGGAGGAAACUCCGUCAAAAUAAUCCUACCCGUCAUUUUGGAGAAUUUGUACUCGCCGGAUGAGGAUGUGCUCAUCCCAUUGAAGGCUCGCCUUCUCGAGACCAAGGAGCCAGAUCGCGAUGCACACCGGGCUCCGCGACGGAUGAGCGUCGCAACGGUAAACACGGUGGAUGCCGUGGAGGCUGAUCCGGACUUAGCAGCCCAGUCGACUGCAGAUGUUGAUCGCAAAGCGGAGAUGGAUGCUCGGCUACUGGCCCUGCGCUGUCUUGAGCAAAUUACUGUCUCCGGGAGUAACCGUGGUCAGAUGCGAGCGGCGGCGUCUAUUGUCAUGCGAUUCAUCUCGGACAAGCGUUUCCCUCGCACCCAAUCCCAGGAACAGCGAGCCGAGCAGCGCCAAGAUGGAAACUGGGCGACCUCUCUGAUUGAAUUGAUCGCAAAUUGGUGUCCCGUCCAGGUUCGAUUUGUUAUUUUGAUAACGGCCAUGGACAUCCUGUUCGAGACGAGUCCUACGGAGAAAGCAUUGGAUUCUGCAUUUACCAUUCUUUCCGUGGUGGAUUGGUUAUUGAAAUCGUCGGUCAAUAUGAUUGGAUUGAGCGUGAUGGAUAUUCUACUAGGUCUCAUGCAGUACGCUUCGAGCAUUCUAUCGCCUCAGGCAGGCGAUGUUGAAAAAAAGCCAGGUCUCCCAACAGACAGCCCGGUACAUAUAUCUGGCCGGCGGCAGAGUCUGCUCACUCUUCUCGAGCAGUGCAUCGGAGACUUGGCCACUCAUAUUUACUACGCUGAUCAAGUUGCGGACAUGGCGCGCGCUAUUCUCCGGCGCUUCAAGCAAACUCUGAAUCACGAUAGUACCGCGCCAUCUGCUCUGGCUACCGUCCAGGAAUCUACCACUUCUCCGGUGACCAUCACUCAGUCUGCGUCCGAAGUCAAUGGCGACAAAGUGAACGGUGAAGCCUAUUCGCACGCUGCUGCGAGAUCGAUGGCUCUGCGAGCUGUCAAGGCAAUUUUUGUCGUAGCCAACUCGAAAAAGUCUGCAUCGACGCCCGAAACGAGAAACCCAGUUGGUAUUCAUGUCUGGGAAGGGACCCAGGGUCUUCUUCGAGAUUCCGAUCGUGAGGUCCGCCACGCCUAUGCCGAUGCCUUUGUGUCUUGGCUAUGCCUAGAGACCAACAAGGAUGACCUCAAGGCACGGAAUGACACCCCUAAGUACGUCAAGACAUCAUCUAAGGUUGAGCUCGACAAGCCCAACCGACGGAGCACCUCGGCUCCAGGUAACCAGAGAGAGAUUGUUGCCCAAGCUGCGCAAUCUACUUUCCUCCGACUCCUGCACUUGGCUAUCUAUGACGCCGCCCUUAACUCGGCCUCUAUUGAAUCUGAAAUCCUUCUGCUGCAUCUUAUCCUGGCAACCCUUGUUGAGAACCUCGGUGUCAAUGCUGUUCAAUUUGGACUUCCUAUGGUCUUGAAACUUCAGGAUGAUCUUUCGACUUCGGUUGAUCUAGGCUCAUCCAAAGCCCGCAUCAACAUCGCAAGUCUCGUUCAUGGGUACCUGUUGGCGGUCUCGAAAAAGUUUAAUCUUGAAUCCUCGUACGCCGGUUCCGAGAUCCGCAAAGAAGUCGAGAAGAGACAAAGCAAAGGACAGUGGCUCUCUAAGAUUCAGCUGCCGCCCAAGGGUCUUGAUGGUAUCGCCACCGAUUAUGAGAAGACUGUCAACGGCGAAUCGCUUUCAUCUGAUAGCCUGUCACCUUUCCAGAAUGUUGAGGGACUUGUGAGUGAAAUUGAUGAAUUUUAUACCAAAUCGACCUCGUCGCCUCCAACAAGUCCCCCGACAGCAGCGACACGAGGCUUCAGUUUCCCAGUUCUUAACAAAGCUCCAUCAACACAGCCACUGGUAGAGAGUGGUCUUCCAUCAUUCGUUAAAGACCAGAUGCUGUCUUCUUGGUCUCGGGAGUCAUGCUUGGUUGCCGCCGAGAAGGAAAGCGCCAAGACACUAUCUCUCAGCGGAUCCCGUGGAGCAACUGUGCCCCGAAUCAAUACUGCCAAUGGUGCUUCAAAUUGCUCUCUUGCUGGCUCCGCUGCAAACAACAAUCGUCGGAUGAGUAUUCCUGAAAUCUCACGAACACCAGACCACAGUUCCAGCCGAGGGUCACCUGUGCGUAUGACAGAAUUGCGCCGUGUGCUCUCCGUGAACAACGAAGCUCAACAACGAAAACUCAGUCCCCUUCGCGGUCACGUUGACGCAUCAAACGUCAGCAUAAUUUCCUCUGGCAGUGAAAGCAUGGUUAGCGGCAACUACCCGAUCUCCGAGAUGGACGCAGAUGCCACAUCUAUUCAUCAAAAUGGACAUCCAACACCUGAUGCAGAAGGUUCAGAGACUCCCCGCCCAGCAUCAGUCAUCGUUCUUUCGGGCGAUCGAACCGAGCAAACAUACUUGAGCCGAGUCAACUCUCAAGAAAUUCCUCCUGUCCCGCCUAUUCCUACAAACCUCCACAUCCCAGGUGGUUUCCCCAAUGACUCCCAACGGUCCUUGCUCAUCGACCGUCCAUCCACUGCUCCUGACUCAGGACAGCUGUCCUUCCAGGGCAAACCCGGACAACCCCAACACACUCGGAACAAAAAGUCUUUGAACCGUAACAAGAGCCGCAGCAGCAAUAGUCUCGCCGGGGCUGACUUCCAGGACGAGUCUGAUCUAGACACUAGCCAACGAGACCAACUGAAACAGCUUCUGGACGGAUUCCUAGCACCUGAGAAUAGUCUUAUGGCUAAUGGAGACCGCCCAACCACUGCAACCAAGGAACCAUUUACCCGAAGCUACUCCAAACGGCGAGUUAGCGGCGGUGGCCUCGGUCGCCCUCCUUAUUGA